CCCGGCGACGACGCCGACGCGCGUCGACGCGCCGAGCGACGCGACGCGUCGCGAGGCCCUGCGCGCGCGACCGCGCGACGCGGAGACGACCGGCGAGGGCGCGCGCGAGGGACGCGCGCGCGAGGACGCGCGAGGCGCGAUCGGUCGCGCGACCGAAGGACGCGACGCGGGACGAGGCGCGAGACGUGCGGCGCGAGACGUGCGGCGACGAUGACGCGAUUGCGAGCGAGCGAGUACGGGGAUUACGACGCGAUGGUGAGCGCGCUGUUGAAGCACGAGUUUCUGCCCGAGGAGGAGGUCAUGACGCUGUGCGAUCGAGCGCGCGGGUUGUUGGCGGAGGAGAGCAACGUGCAGCUCGUGCGAGCGCCGGUGACGGUGGUGGGGGACAUACACGGACAGUUUCACGACAUGAUGGAGAUGUUCAAGAUGGGAGGGCUGGCGCCCGAUACGAAUUAUCUGUUUUUGGGGGAUUACGUCGAUCGCGGGUACUACUCGGUGGAGACGGUGACGUUGGUCGUCGCGCUCAAGGUGAGGUAUCCGGAUCGGGUGACGAUCAUUCGUGGGAAUCACGAGUCGAGACAGAUCACGCAGGUGUACGGGUUCUACGACGAGUGCAUGCGGAAGUACGGACACGCGGGAAUUUGGAAGGCGUUUACAGAUCUCUUUGAUUUCAUGCCUCUGUCGGCGGUGAUCGAGAAUAAGAUAUUCUGCCCGCACGGUGGCUUGUCGCCGUCGAUCGACACGCUGGAUGACGUGCGUAAGAUCGAUCGGUUCGCGGAAGUUCCGCACGAAGGACCGGUGUGUGAUUUGGUGUGGAGCGAUCCCGACGAUCGCGCCGGGUGGGGGAUGAGCCCGCGAGGCGCCGGGUACACGUUCGGGCAGGAUAUCACGGAGCAGUUCAACCACAACAACGGUCUGAAGCUCAUCGCGCGCGCGCAUCAAUUGGUGAUGGAAGGGUACCUUUGGCACCACGACCAGUCGUUAGUGACGAUUUUCAGCGCCCCGAAUUACUGCUACAGGUGCGGUAACCAAGCGAGCAUCAUGGAGGUGGACGACAAUUUGGGAACGUCUUUCCUUCAGUUCGAUCCCGCGCCCAGGCGAGGCGAGGAGCAGCAGGCGGCGAAGCGGUGUCCGGACUAUUUCCUGUGAGUGUUCGUGGUGUACAACUUCUUAGAUUUACGAUUACUAGA
This is a messenger RNA of Ostreococcus lucimarinus CCE9901, 1190 nucleotides long. RefSeq lists its product with no specific name. Gene Ontology annotation, molecular function: protein serine/threonine phosphatase activity. Gene Ontology annotation, biological process: mitotic cell cycle; peptidyl-serine dephosphorylation. The transcript has a single exon. Gene Ontology annotation, cellular component: cytosol. The record is from RefSeq and is a predicted model, not a curated record. NCBI's taxonomy places the organism in Eukaryota, Viridiplantae, Chlorophyta, Mamiellophyceae, Mamiellales, Bathycoccaceae. Bases 211 to 1149 code for a protein of 312 amino acids.